Molecule: messenger RNA, 630 nt
Organism: Thelazia callipaeda (thelaziosis nematode)
Lineage: Eukaryota; Metazoa; Nematoda; Chromadorea; Rhabditida; Thelaziidae
Source: the annotation of a GenBank genome assembly
AUGGCCAAGUCAUACGAUUAUCUUUUCAAGCUACUUUUGAUUGGUGAUUCUGGUGUCGGGAAAACAUGUGUGUUAUUUCGGUUUUCAGAUGAUUCAUUCAAUAAUUCAUUCAUCUCCACGAUUGGGAUCGAUUUCAAAAUACGGACAAUAGAAUUGGAGGGAAAAAAAAUAAAACUACAAAUAUGGGAUACUGCUGGGCAGGAACGCUUCAGAACAAUCACUACCGCCUAUUAUCGAGGAGCUAUGGGAAUCAUGUUAGUUUAUGAUAUAACAAAUGAGAAAUCAUUUGACAACAUCAAAAAUUGGAUUCGAAAUAUUGAAGAGCAUGCAUCAUCUGAUGUAGACCGAAUGAUUAUUGGCAAUAAAUGCGACGUUGAAGAAAGGCGACAGGUAUCAAGAGAGCGCGGCAAACAGUUAGCUAUCGAAUAUGGAACGAAGUUCAUGGAAACAUCAGCUAAAGCAAAUAUUAAUGUUGAGGAGGCGUUUUUUACUUUGGCUCGAGAUAUAAAAUUAAAAACAGAACGUGCAUCACAACAGAUUACCACUCAGAAUACUGGUCGAAUAACAGUUCAGCAAACGCCGAAAAGAAGUUCAUCCAUUUUUUCGAAUUGGAGAUGUUCACUUCUUUAA